This is a messenger RNA of Oldenlandia corymbosa var. corymbosa, 2122 nucleotides long. The record is from the annotation of a GenBank genome assembly. NCBI's taxonomy places the organism in Eukaryota, Viridiplantae, Streptophyta, Magnoliopsida, Gentianales, Rubiaceae.
GUAACUUUUAUACAUAUUUAAAAUUCCCGGAAAAAAAAAAAAUAAAACUACCAUCAUCAAGAACAGUAAGAAAAAGAAAGAGAAAAGAAAAAAAACAAAUCCGAAUCUCAAAAUCACUCCCAAUACAUUCCCCACCUACUCAAUCAUCAUCCAUAAAACAAAUCACCCCCAAUCCCAAAUUCAGGUCCCUUCCCGAAUACUCCACCGCCACCGCCACCGCCACCGCCACCGCCACCGCCACCGCCACCGCCACCAUGGACAACUCGGAGGCGCCGUCCUCCUCCUCCUCCACCUCCGCCGGCAUCAAUCCUAAAACCCCAUUGCGGAAUUCCUUUUCCGGGGUCAAUUCCUAUCACCCUUCCCCGUCCAGGACAAUUUACAGUGAUCGGUUUAUACCCUGUCGAUCUUCUUCCAAUUUCGCCCUAUUUAACCUCCCUCCGCCGUCGCCGUCAUCCACCGCCGACGACUCCACCAAUGCCUACACUGCCCUACUACGUUCGGCUCUUUUUGGCCCGGAUGCGGCUGGGGUGGCCCCGCCCCCCACCCCCGAUAAAUUAUUCGGAAGUAGUGAUAAGGGUUCUCAGAUUAGUUCUCCUAAUUGUAAUAUUUUUAAGUAUAAGACUGAGACUCGGAAAUCUUUGCACUCUUUGUUUCCUUCUGGGUUCGAUGAUCAGCUCCCUGGUGUCUCCCAUAGUCCGGUUAAGACUCCCAGAAAGGUCCCUAGGUCGCCUUAUAAGGUUUUGGAUGCCCCAGCAUUGCAAGAUGACUUUUAUCUGAAUCUUGUGGAUUGGUCCUCGCAUAAUGUGUUGGCUGUUGGAUUAGGGAACUGUGUUUAUCUGUGGCAUGCAUCCAGCAGUAAGGUAGUUAAAUUAUGUGACUUGGGAAUUGAUGAUAGUGUGUGUUCCGUCGGUUGGGCGCAGCGCGGUACACAUCUUGCUAUUGGAACUAGCAACGGGAAGCUCCAGAUAUGGGAUGCCUCGCGUUGUAAGAGAGUGAGAACAAUGGAGGGACAUCGUCUAAGAGUUGGUGCCUUAGCAUGGAGUACAUCUCUAUUGUCUUCUGGAAGCCGUGACAAAAGUAUUCUUCAACGUGACAUACGAACGCAAGAAGAUUUCGUCAGUAAGCUGAGUGGCCAUAAGUCAGAGGUUUGUGGACUUAAGUGGUCGUAUGAUAAUCGAGAAUUAGCUUCGGGUGGAAAUGAUAAUAGGCUUUUUGUUUGGAACCAGCACUCAACACAACCUGUUUUGAAAUACUGCGAGCACACUGCUGCUGUUAAAGCAAUUGCGUGGUCUCCCCAUAUGCAUGGACUCCUUGCUUCUGGUGGUGGUACUGCAGACAGGUGUAUUCGUUUCUGGAAUACAACCACUAACACCAACCUAAGCUGCAUGGAUACUGGCAGUCAGGUCUGCAAUCUUGUGUGGUCGAAGAAUGUCAACGAACUUGUGAGUACUCAUGGUUACUCGCAGAACCAAAUCAUUGUGUGGAGAUAUCCUACUAUGUCUAAGUUGGCUACUCUCACGGGGCAUACCUACAGGGUCCUAUACCUUGCCAUCUCACCGGAUGGACAGACAAUUGUUACUGGCGCUGGCGAUGAAACACUUAGGUUCUGGAACGUUUUCCCUUCUCCUAAGUCGCAGAACACGGAAAGUGAAAUCGGAGCAUCAUCUUUGGGAAGAACUCAGAUUCGGUGACUUGCAAGUGAUUUUAUGAUACUGACUCCUGGACAAUUAUUCAUUGUCAAAUUGCUGCAAAGUCGAUGUUACCCCUUCCAUUUCCGAUUAAAGAAGGGUGGCUGGAGUAGUUGCAUCGUAUAUUUAUAAUUUGGAACUAGCGUUGAGACUCCCUACACGCCACCACUGCCUGGAUAAAGCAGGACGGAGCUUCUGGUGAUGCAGCAGUUUGAUUAAUUUACAUUAUUAAUCCCAAAGUGUAUAGUGGGGAGAUGUUAUUUUAUGCUCAUUAACACGCUCCUUUGCCUUGUGAGGAGAGAGAGAGAGAGAGAGAGAGAGAGAUUGUGUACCGGAAAUCAAAUAUAGCAUGAGACUCUAUGCUGUUCUUGUAAAUAAAUAUUUAUAUUUAUUCCUCCUUCCUCUGAUUUAUAACUUAUUGUCAUUUGUCUCCA